Talaromyces rugulosus is the source of this 1488-nucleotide messenger RNA. RefSeq lists its product as uncharacterized. Gene Ontology annotation, cellular component: glycosylphosphatidylinositol-N-acetylglucosaminyltransferase (GPI-GnT) complex. The coding region runs from base 1 to 1488 and encodes 495 amino acids. Gene Ontology annotation, biological process: GPI anchor biosynthetic process. The transcript has 5 exons. NCBI's taxonomy places the organism in Eukaryota, Fungi, Ascomycota, Eurotiomycetes, Eurotiales, Trichocomaceae. The record is from RefSeq and is a predicted model, not a curated record. Gene Ontology annotation, molecular function: phosphatidylinositol N-acetylglucosaminyltransferase activity.
AUGCCUUACAACAUUGCUAUGGUUUGCGACUUCUUCUUUCCCCAACCAGGUGGCGUUGAAAGUCAUAUAUACCAAUUAUCGACGAAACUCAUCGACCGUGGCCACAAAGUAAUCAUCAUCACGCAUGCCUACGACGACCGAACCGGAGUCCGGUAUCUCACCAAUGGCCUCAAGGUCUACCAUGUCCCUUUUUUCGUCAUCUAUCGCGAAUCAUCAAUGCCGACCGUCUUUUCGUUCUUCCCAAUCUUCCGGAAUAUUAUCAUUCGAGAACAGAUCCAGAUUGUCCAUGGACACGCCAGCUUGAGCACUUUAUGUUGUGAAGGAAUCUUGCACGCGCGCACCAUGGGCUUGCGAACGGUGUUGACGGACCAUUCCUUGAUCGGAUUCGCCGAUAUGGGGUCCAUCUUAACCAACAAGUUACUCAAAUUCAUUCUGAGCGAUGUCGACCAUGUUAUUUGUGUUAGCCAUACCUGCAAGGAAAACACAGUCCUGCGAGCCUCCUUAGACCCCCUUAUGGUAUCCGUCAUACCUAACGCUGUUGUUGCGGAAAACUUUCGUCCUCUUUCAUAUCCAUCUAUCGAAAAUAGUUCCGGCAGAGAGUCACGACCUCCUCCGCAAGUUAUUGGUCCGAACGACACAAUCACAAUAGUAGUGAUUUCACGACUUUUCUAUAACAAAGGGGUUGAUUUGCUUAUUGCCGCAAUCCCUCGGAUCUUGGAGUCUAACCCAAAUGUACGAUUCAUAGUGGGUGGCUCUGGCCCAAAAGCAAUCGACUUGGAGCAAAUGAUUGAAAGGAACAUGUUGCAAGACAAGGUGGAGAUGCUAGGCCCUGUACGUCAUGAAGAAGUACGAGACGUUAUGGUUAAAGGUCACAUCUACCUCCACCCAAGCCUUACGGAAGCGUUCGGGACGGUCAUAGUGGAGGCUGCAAGCUGUGGUCUCUAUGUCGUAUGCACUCGGGUUGGUGGAAUCCCCGAGGUGCUUCCCCAGCACAUGACAGCAUUUGCCAAACCCGAGGAAGACGAUAUCGUUUUGGCUACUGGAAAAGCAAUCGCAGCACUUCGGUCGAACAAGGUACGCACGGAACGAUUCCAUGAUCAAGUCAAGAUGAUGUACUCGUGGACGGAUGUAGCUCGACGGACAGAGCGGGUUUACAAUGGAAUAUCCGGUGCGAUCAGCGAGCUUGAAUUUUAUGGACACUAUCCGGAUGCUGGGUGGGACGUGGUCCGUGGUCGUAUGCGCAGCUUUGCCCUCAUAGACCGGUUGAAACGAUACUACGGCUGCGGCGUCUGGGCUGGAAAGCUGUUUUGCAUGUGUGUUGUGAUUGAUUAUCUAAUAUAUGUCUUCUUGGAAAUGCUGUGGCCACGAGCAAAUAUUGAUAUUGCUCGAAGCUGGCCUAAAAAGCCAGUCCCGCAUCCGGAUGCUGCAGCUGCGAUGAAAGGCAACAUGACACGAAGUACGAGAGACCGUCUUCGUGCAAUUUCUUGA